Messenger RNA from Megachile rotundata (alfalfa leafcutting bee), 935 nucleotides. RefSeq lists its product as uncharacterized. The record is from RefSeq and is a predicted model, not a curated record. Lineage: Eukaryota; Metazoa; Arthropoda; Insecta; Hymenoptera; Megachilidae.
UCAGUUCAAAAAUUGAAGAAGCCAUCACGACAAAACUCAAACUGUUCACACUCAAAAAUCAACAUUCUUAGACUAAACAAAAUGUGUUACAAAUAAACAAAACCGACUGUUGCAAGUUCAAGAAGAUAAAGGCUAGUUCUAAUCAGAGGAAAAAAUAUAAGAAACACAAGAGCAAAGGUCCGUGAAUUUGCAGUCGAAAUGAAUCGACGAUGCGUUAAAACGCAAGUUCAUUCAUAAAAUUAAGCGCCACAGAAAAGAUAAAUUACGCAAAUGAGGCAGAAAGGAAAGAUCAAUCAUGAGAAAUCGUGUGUUGAACGCGUCACAAAAGUUUCUCGAGUUCUUCUCGCGAGUAACCUGCUGGCUCUGUGAGACCUUCGAAAAGUUACUCGACAUCUUUCUCGAUUUCUUGACGAGGAUAAUCGAGCUGAUACUAGCGGUGAUGAACCUGAUUUUCCAGGUGAUAUGCUUCCUAAUGGGUCUCUGUAUCGACGCCAUGCAAACGUUUGCCAAUAUCUUUCGGGGGAUCGUUAAUGUCAUCAGCAAGAUCACCUGCGAAGAGGUCGAAGACUUCGCCUCGGCUUGCAUUGUUGCGUUUCUUUGGAUAGGAGCUUUCAAACUUCUGAGGAAUUUGCUCUACCGAAACCCUCGAGUAAACACGUUCAGACUGUUUGGCACACCAAACGUGAACGCGAACAAGAGCAAUAACAAGUUUGAGAUAUACAAGCAAGGAACUUGUCCACCCAGGAGAAGGGCAGGGAAAAGGGUGAAUAGGCGUAAUGAGAAGCGAGCCAAAAUCACUCCCAAGGACGAGGAACUUUGUGACUAGAAUAAAAGAGAACAGAAGUAAAAGUCCUACUGAUCUAUAGGUUCAAAAAAGGAAGAUUACAAACGUGAACCGUGUACUAUGAAUACAAUUUGUACGAAGAAAACGAAAA